This is a messenger RNA of Struthio camelus australis, 7636 nucleotides long. It is a transcript of the gene CHRM2, whose product is annotated as cholinergic receptor muscarinic 2. Gene Ontology annotation, cellular component: dendrite; plasma membrane; synapse. Lineage: Eukaryota; Metazoa; Chordata; Aves; Struthioniformes; Struthionidae. Gene Ontology annotation, molecular function: G protein-coupled serotonin receptor activity; G protein-coupled acetylcholine receptor activity. Gene Ontology annotation, biological process: regulation of smooth muscle contraction; G protein-coupled receptor signaling pathway, coupled to cyclic nucleotide second messenger; adenylate cyclase-inhibiting G protein-coupled acetylcholine receptor signaling pathway. The record is from RefSeq and is a predicted model, not a curated record.
CUUCACAGCGCCUUCCGCAACGAAUCGCUUGCAGCGGGAUGGGAUGCAACUUCUUGUAAUUGGAUCGCAGGCUUAAGUGAUAAUCGGGUAUCUUGUUAGCAGCACAGAAAUGAAUAACUCAACAUACAUAAACUCUUCCACUGAAAAUGCGAUGGCUCUGGAGAGUCCCUAUAAAACUGUUGAGGUGGUCUUCAUCGUCCUGGUAGCAGGGUCUCUCAGUCUAGUCACCAUAAUAGGGAACAUCCUGGUCAUGGUGUCAAUCAAAGUCAACAGGCACCUGCAGACUGUCAACAAUUAUUUCCUGUUCAGCUUGGCAUGCGCUGACUUGAUCAUCGGCGUCUUCUCCAUGAACCUAUAUACCCUUUACACUGUGAUAGGCUACUGGCCCCUAGGGCCUGUGGUGUGCGACCUCUGGCUGGCUCUUGACUAUGUGGUCAGCAAUGCCUCCGUAAUGAACCUCCUCAUUAUCAGCUUUGACAGAUAUUUCUGUGUCACCAAGCCUCUGACAUACCCUGUAAAGAGGACCACCAAGAUGGCAGGCAUGAUGAUUGCAGCUGCUUGGGUGCUGUCCUUCAUCCUGUGGGCCCCGGCAAUUCUCUUCUGGCAGUUCAUUGUGGGGGGAAGGACUGUCCCAGAUGGGGAUUGCUACAUUCAAUUUUUUUCCAAUGCGGCCGUCACUUUUGGCACUGCCAUUGCAGCCUUCUAUUUGCCUGUUAUCAUCAUGACUGUCCUUUACUGGCAAAUCUCUCGAGCCAGCAAGAGUCGGAUUAAAAAAGGGAAAAAGGAAGCUGCCCAAAACCAGGAUCCAGUUUCCCCCAGUCUCGUCCAAGGUAAAAUAGUGAAACCAAACAAUAACAACAUCUCAACCAGUGGGGAUGGUUUGGAGCACAGCAAAGUCCAGAACGGGAAAACCGCUGGAGAGACUGUGACGGAGAACUGUGUUCAAGGGGAGGAGAAGGAGAGCUCCAAUGACUCCACCUCUGUUAGUGUUGUCGCCUCCAACAUGAAAGAGGACGAAGGUGCCAGAGAGGCCAGCCAGGCUUCUGCCUCCCAGGACCAUCUCAAAGUGGAGAACUCCAAGCUGACAUGCAUCAGGAUAGUCACUAAGUCGCAAAAAGGUGACUGCUGUGCACCCACCAACACCACUGUGGAGAUUGUAGGCAACAAUAAGGAGGAGAAACAAAACAGUGUAGCCCGGAAGAUUGUCAAGAUGACAAAGCAGCCAGCCAAAAAGAAACUGCCUCCUUCUAGAGAAAAAAAAGUGACAAGGACUAUUUUGGCCAUUCUCCUGGCCUUCAUCAUCACCUGGACCCCAUACAACGUGAUGGUGCUUAUCAACAGCUUCUGCACGUCCUGCAUUCCCGGUACCGUAUGGACUAUAGGUUACUGGCUCUGUUAUAUCAACAGUACAAUCAACCCUGCUUGUUAUGCGCUCUGCAAUGCUACUUUCAAGAAGACCUUUAAGCACCUUCUUAUGUGUCAUUACAAGAAUAUUGGAGCUACAAGGUAAAAAUAAUAAUGAUAAUAAAAAAUAAUAAUGGAAAGGGUGAAGAAGUUGCAAGCUGAAUAAAAAAACAAUGCCAUAGCACUUUAUGCUCUACUAUGGAACAUGCAGUCCAGGAGGUUAGUGGAAAUACUGACAUGGGGCAUCAGCUCCCUCCCUGAGAACUACACUUAAAACUAUUUUUUAAUUAUUGUCAAUCAAUCUUGAGGACGUGGGGAUGAUACGAGGAGUUAUUCAAGUAUGUGGACUGGAGGCACAGUUCCUUGCUUUCUGAGAGUAUUCUACAGAAGGGCUUUAGAGUCUAUAUCUAUUUUUUUCCUACAUCUAUUUAAUAUAUCUUCAUCUGGGUGGGGGGCAGGGGGAAGUGUAAGGUAAUUUUAAAAAUAAUAAUGUGGAAGAGGCAUAGGGUUUAGAAGGACUUUGCAUAGUCCAAAUGAAUUAUAGUAGAAGGUUUCCAAAACUCAAAGUUGACUAAAUUAAUGUGUUACUCAUGUAAGAACCUUAAUGUUAGGCAAAUUGUGGUGAUAAUCAUUUUAUGACGUUUAUGACACUACCCUUUCCAAAACUGCAUCGGUUCUGAAAGUGUAUUUCCACCCAAUGUGUAACCAUUGCCAACCUGUUUGUUAUUCAAAGUCUGCCAGUUCCUUCCUUGAGUCAGGAUAAAAGUGGAAAAGGCAGUCUUUUCCAGGUUGUUACACCCUAAGACUGUUUCAGCAUCCGUGUAGGCCAAAGGCUUUCAGAUAAUUUUGUGUACUUUUUCUUUUAUUUAACAUCCCCCCAUUGAUUUGUCUUUUUCCUCCAUCAGCCUUUUCUUCUUUUCUGUACCUUACUCAUCCAGGGCACAAAAACUGAAUAUCAAAAGACGGCAUAAAUUUGAAGGUCUCAUCAAGUCAGCCACCACAAUGUCCAGAUUAAGGGCCUCAGCUGAGGACUAGAAAUCACAGGUUAUUACUAGGAAAUUGCUAGGAGGUUACCUCCUUCUAACUUUGGAUGGGCAGGUGAAGAAAUAUGCUGAGGCACCACAGACUGAAGAGUUAAUACUACAUAACUACGUUUUUGUCCAGUCAAAAGACGAUUCGUACUCAUUUAUUGAGGCAGGGGAAGAGAAUAACGGGGGCUGAUGUACCCACAUGGGACCAGCUCUGCCUAAGCUCCUAGCACAAAAACAGUGUCCGUCCUAGGCACACUCUGGACAAGAUGUUUGCUUUUUGGAAAAGAUAUUGGCUAGGUUGCUUUGUGCCAGCUGGGAGCAAUAUUUUCACUGCAUGCCAAGGGAUAAUAGUAAUAAAAGGGCAAGGGGGAAAACAGUCAUUAUACAAAACCAGAUACUGAAAUAGCCUGGAUGGGGACCACUGGGAGUUAACUUCCAGAUAUUAUCCACUUCUCUGCACCAGCUCAAAUUUAGAUUCUUUCUGCCUGGUGAAGAAUUUACUAUUUCAGUAUUUUAUAUUUACUGUAGCACAACUGAGCACUGUGUGGAUCGGACAAAGUGUAUCAGAUUACUGAAAACAGCUACCAUCUGUGAGUUUUGAAUAUUGCAGUUACCUCCUACUUAGCCACUCUUAACUUCCAGGCAUUAAUGAAAGUGCACCUGUGGAUUUUGUUAUCCAAAAAGUAGCUUGCUGCAUUGAUAGUCUCCCGAGGGACUGUCUUCUGGAGUGAAAGCUGCCAACCAAAAGGAACACCAGAUCGUCCUAUUAUUUCAUACUACCAUAUCAGAGUCUUCCAAAACACACUGCAAAGUAGCAACCUUUUGGAUUAUGAGGAAAUUAAUCUUUCAUAUGUAAGUUUUACCUUUUUAGAAGCUUAUUGGAACUGAGUGUCAAAGAAUUUUGUCAAUAUGACAGUUUUCAUGUUUCAAGGUAAAAGUUCCUGGCAGAAAGGGAAAAUGAGGAGGAUUAAACUGCAGUAAAUUAAGAUCACAUUAAACCGGGGAUUAAUAUGUCUUAAUAUGCAUUCAUUGAUUUAAACCUUUAGUGAUUUCAUCCCAAUAUAUCUAAGUGUCUCCAUGCAGCCAAGGAUCUAAUUUUGCAACUCUUACUCACCUUGAAGCAUAUUUACUAUCACAAGUUUCAUCUCCCUGCAUGAAAGGAAGAAUUACUCAUUGAUAAGGCUUGCAAAACUAAGUGCUGCAUGUCUUUCAAAACUACAUUCCCUAGGCAUAUGUUGAGAGCUCAAGGGAAAGACUUGUAUGAUCGUUGCUAUAUCAUUUAUUCUCCUAAAGUGCUGAAAAUCCAGAUAAAAAUCAAAGAUAAGAUGAAAUCUGUUCAUUUUCUGUAUCUUAUUUCUUUAGAAAAGUUUUCUAAAAGAAACCCAGCUGCUCCUUUCUUUCAGUAGAGGUACAGAUUCACAAAGCGGGAAAGACUGGUUUAUUUAGUCUUAUAAGCCAUCUUUUAACUUUGGUUUUCCAGGAGGUGUGCAAAUGUUUUAGUCUGACCUUUGAAGCUAGCACUCAUUCAUAAAUUGCUAAUUCCUCUGACAGCUAAGGGCACAUACACAGGUUGAGAAGCGUAGGCUACAGGCUGCAAUUACGCCUGCUCUCCGCUGUGCUCCCUGCUGUCACCCCCUCGCCCCUCGAAGCCACCCCUCGGCCGCUUCACACCCUGGCUGGCGAAAGGACCCCGGUUGCACUUCCACCUUCUUUGCCGGGCUGGCAGUUGUCAUGUCCCACACAAAUUGAGCAAACUGUACAGGUAAUUCCUGAAUGCAAAACAAACCAAAAAGAAACUGCAGAGAGCACGUCUUGCCUUCCCCUUUUCUUCUUCUUCAUUAAUCCUUAAAACUGAAGAGGCUUUACCCUUUACAGUAGCCCAGCUACAGCAGGAUCUGUCAUGCUGACAGCCGUGUGUGGGGGGGUGACUUGUACUGUCACAGGCCAUCCCUACCUUCCUUCUCUACAAAGAGCACAACAGCCUGCAGAUGUGUCAAUCUGACUGGCACCUUCUGUGAGUAUUAAAGUCAUUUGUGGUUAAAAAAAAAGAAAAAGAAAAAGAAAAAGAGAUAUAACAAUUGUCAGCCGAAGUAAUAUCGAGAAAUCUGUUUUCUAGUGAGUACAUAUAUUUCUGCUCUAGUGAGUACACAUAUUUCUAGUGAGUACACAUUUUCUAAGGAAAAUAUCUGUCAGCUUUCUGUCCAGGAUUUUCUCCUGAUUUAUUAGGAAUCAUGAGGGUCCGUUUGGAGAUAUCACAGAGUCCAAACAUUGCCUGAUGAAAAACAGUCCAAAGCUAAAAAAUACAUCAGUAUAAUCCAGAUUUCUUUUUUUUUUCUUUUUUUUUCUUUUUUUUGCCUCACAAUGGCUCAUGGGAACUGGAGUGUUCAGAUGGACCCCCAGGAGCAGUUGCUUGGCAUCCACAAAGCCUGACAAGGACAAAAGUAACCGCUAAAUCUAUCAACUGUCUGUUUCAUAUUUUGCUCAUGGAGGAAAACGCAUUGACAGAGGAGGCAUGUUUACCCAGGGUGGCUGGGGUGCGAGCAGCCCUGCAGCCCGUGCAACCCCACCGAGCAGCCAGGAAAUGGUGCUUCAUGGGCAUCCCAGCUGCGAUGGGGGGAAAUCGUCAGCUGGGCACAGAGGGAAAGGACCUUUGCUGCUGUUUCACCUCCUGCUAGAGCUGAACAUGUCCCUGCGUCUCCUCUGCUGUUGGGCUUGCUGGCAGGUAGUGAGUCUGGAGUCUAACAGGCUUUGAUAUUUUUAAAGAUCUCCUCUUAGAUGGCUCUGUACACACAGGUGACAGUAGUGCAAAUGGUAGAAAACAAGAAGCUGAAAAGAGACAAGCAUUUCUUUCCCCCUUUGGGUCUAUAGAUGUGGUUUUAUGCCACAUGUCUAGAGACACUUGCUAGGAACACGAUUUCUAUAUAAUAACGCAUUUAUUGUUCCUGUAUAUCAUGAAGAGCUCUAGAUUUCUAAGAAUCUUUUCUUUUUUAAAUUAUAGAAAAUCUUUCCCUGAAGGAAGUUAGUAGAUGGCCCUUAAUUUGUCUUGGCUUUCUUUCUUGUUUCUCUCCCUGCCUUUCCUCUUUUGUCAGUGUCUUUGAUAAAACGCUUUCUUUUUGCCUUGCUUUAAUAAGUAUCUGUUGCCUGUGUUUUAGUGACAGGUGUGCAGUUUGUCUUGCCUUUCAGGCAUCAUGAGUGCUGGUAUUUGAACACUUUAACCUCACCAAAAAUAUUGCCUUCGCUAACAUGCAAAUCAUCCCCACGGAAGUCAAAACCUCUCUGUGAAGUGAGAAGUCUCAUAAAUCCUUUCUGCAUGGAUUUUAAGCAAAAAAAAAAAAAAAAAAAAUCCUCACGUUAAACAAAGCCAAAGCAAUUUGCUUCCCUCCCCAAUUUUAAAUAAGCCAUCUCCAAACAAGAAACAACAGUAGAUAAUGGCAAAGAGUGAAUAUUCUUGCGGUGGAGUACCACACAGCAAAACGCACAGAUUUAUUUUAUACCUCAUGCAAAGGUCAGGCAGCCUUCCAUUCCCUCGAGUUCCCUCUUAUUCCAAAGCUUACUAGCAGAGCAUUCACUAAGAAACCAAGCUGAAGAAUGUAAUUAUAGCCAGGCUGAGCUGAACAUGAAUCAUUUACCACAACCAGUGCAAUUAUUUCUCCUCUAUUUUUACUUCCCUUCUUUUGCUAUAAUCUUCUUUUCUACAUUAUAGAACUAGUAUGUUACACUAGUGUGCCGUAUACCAGGCCUCCCAGCCUCGUCUUUCAGGAUAGUUGAUAGAUUUGUUAUUUGCAUUUCAUUACAGCAUUAACUGAAUAACAGGAGACAAAUUCCAGCUUGUUUUACCCCUCCGAAACUGUGGAUAAUCUGAAAAGUGGCAUCGGACAGCUACUCUUUUCAUCUUUUUAUAGCGAGUUACUUUUUCUUUUUCAGACAAUACUUGCAAAGAAGCACAUAGCAACUCAAUUCCUUUAGAUGCCCCAAAGUGCUCUGACCGGGUAUCGGUGGUAUUUGAUGCAGGAUGGUCACAGUGUAUGUCCAAGUGGCCCUCAGAAGGGAGGCAUUUCUCUGGGUGUUUAAUAUUCACUCAAGACUCUUUCACCUGCCAGCCCUGAAGAAAGCACAGCCUGGCGGGCCCCAGCCUGCAAAGGGACAGGCAGGUCGUGGCUGGGUUUCUUUUCGACUUCUCCGGGCUUAUCCAGGCUAUGGAGUGGGAAGAAAUUCAGCCUGUGCCAGUGGCUCUGUUCCUGCACCCAAAGACAACCCUUUUCCAAAGCACAUUGCAGUCGUAGUGGUGUAGUAAUAACGAUAAUAAUGCUGAGUGAGAGAAGGCCAUGGCUGCCAAAAAAACAGACCUUCUUAUACCUUAUCCCUUAAUUCUGGUGCCACUUUGAGGAGGUGGCUGGUAAGUUAGAGACUAGCAGUUUGUAAAUACCUUUAGACAGUCUGUUUUAACAUGACCAACAGCAUAUCCUGACUGUGUACAGAAAUAAUACCUUAUGUGUAAUACUAUCCAGAUAAGAUUAUAAUGUAUAUAUAUCUACAAAGAAUGUCCAAUUACUCUUCAAGCUGUAUCCACGAGGAAGGACCUCAUCUCUUCUUGAGACUUUUUUUAACUUAAAGGUAUGUAAAACCUGUUAUUCAUUUAUAUAAAAACAAUUGCAUUCUUUUCUUCAAAAAAAAAAAAGCUACUGUAAGGAAAAAGGGAAUGCAAUUACGUGUGAAUGAUAUCCAAAAUCAUAUUACAAUAUGACCAGACGGGAAACAGAGGAUCUUACAAGUCGAGGACUGGUCAAAUUCUUGAUGCCGUACAUUUGAUCUCAUAUAAAUAAGAUAAGCACAAGUUUAUGGUUGGCUAUGUAAAGCUGACUCACCUGAUUAUAUAUACAUUAUAGAUAUAUAUUUAUAUAUACUGUAUAGAUAUAUACAUAUUAUACACAGCAUUCAUACAGUUAAAGCAAAGUUUGAUAAAGUCCUAUUAACUGGGAAUCUGGAUGUAGUGUUGUGCUCCAUUUGGAGAAAAAAGGUCUGUGUUGUUCAGCAACUUUUGAACAUGUUAUGCAGGAGGAAGGAGGAAGGUGCUUCACCAAAACAAUUCAUGAAGGACUGAGAUAAUGAGGGUUUGAAAUAUCUUCAAGACACAACUAAAAUUACAUGCAAUAUCUAUGUAUGUACUUCUGCUGAGUUGUAUUCCUAGUUAAAGCAUUGCA